CUGUUAAAUCAUCCCGUGUCUGCUCGGCGGUCGCCCGCAGACAUGGCGGAGUAUAAGGAGGCACCUUUGGCCUCUCGGCCGAAAACAUUAGACCCAGCGGAGUAUUUUAACAUUUCACCUGAUCAUCGACGGGCUGAAGAGCAGCGAGCUGCGCUUAAAGCUCAGCUAAAGAGGCGGUUUCAGCUGCAGCUCAACAGUCCUCACAGGAAGGAGCUGAUUGAGGAUCCUGCUCUUACACGCUGGACAUUUGCUCGUACCAACAACAUCUACCCCAACUUCAGACCAACUGCAAAAACUUCAUUGCUCGGUGGCUUGUUUGGAGUCGUACCGAUGUUCAUCUUGUUCUGUGUAUUGAAGACUAACAGGGACAACAAGGAGCAGCAGAUGAAGGAUGGAACGUAUGUCCGCCCCUUCAGGCUCUCAUACUGAUGGCUGACCGUUGUAUUUCACUUUAAAUCUUUGUGUCAAAUAUUACCUGUAGUUAUAAAUAAACAUCCUCUAUUGUUGAA
This is a messenger RNA of Pygocentrus nattereri (red-bellied piranha), 509 nucleotides long. It is a transcript of the gene ndufb4, whose product is annotated as NADH:ubiquinone oxidoreductase subunit B4. Bases 43 to 429 code for a protein of 128 amino acids. The transcript has 3 exons. Gene Ontology annotation, cellular component: mitochondrion. The record is from RefSeq and is a predicted model, not a curated record. Lineage: Eukaryota; Metazoa; Chordata; Actinopteri; Characiformes; Serrasalmidae.